AUGAACAUGACCAAGAACAUUGUACUUCGUCGACACAAUGAUAUUGUUAAAAGCACGGAAGAUCAACGACAGUAUCGAGGACUGGAGCUCACGAAUGGGCUUAAGGUGUUGUUAGUAUCUGAUCCAACAACGGAUAAAUCCGCCGCAGCUUUGGAUGUAAAUGCAGGACAUCUAAUGGAUCCAUGGGAGCUGCCUGGCACGGCACACUUCUGUGAGCACAUGCUUUUUCUAGGUACCGAUAAAUAUCCAUCGGAAAACGAGUAUAGUAAGUUCAUUUCUGCUCACGCUGGUACUACGAACGCCUACACAGCGGCCGAUCACACAAAUUAUCAUUUCGAUGUGAAGCCGGACCAGCUAGAGGGAGCAUUAGAUCGCUUUGUGCAGUUCUUCUUAGCUCCACAAUUCACAGAAAGUGCCACCGAAAGAGAGGUUUGCGCAGUUGAUUCGGAACAUUCGAAUAAUUUGAAAAACGAUGGGUGGAGGAAACUGCAAGUAGAGCGGUUUCUUUCCAAACCGGGCCAUGACUAUGGAAAGUUCGGCACAGGUAAUAAGAAAACCUUGAUGGAUGAUGCGCGUAAAAAUGGAAUUGAGCCAAGGGAGGCGUUGUUAAAUUUCCACAAGCAGUGGUAUAGCUCUAAUAUCAUGUCGCUGUGCAUUGUUGGCUCAGAGUCACUGGAUGAAAUGGAAUCAUAUCUUGGCACGCUGGGCUUCGAUGCUAUUGAGAAUAAGAAAGUAACACCAAAGCGAUGGUUAGAGAGUCCUUAUGGAGAGGAGCAGUUAGGUAGACGUAUUGAGAUUGUACCUAUCAAAGACUCGCGUAGUCUAACUAUCCGCUUCCCUAUACCGGACCUGCAAGAAGAGUACAAAUCAAAUCCAGCACAUUAUAUCUCUCAUCUGCUAGGACAUGAAGGAAAAGGCUCGCUGUUGUCAGAACUGAAGCGUUUAGGAUGGGUUAGCUCACUAUCUGCCGGUGAAUCAACUCUGGCAAAAGGAAUAAGCACGUUCGACAUACAUGUUGAUCUCAGUCUUGAUGGCCUUAAUCACACAGAAGAUAUCGUCAGCUUGGUUUUCAACUAUAUUGGUCUUUUGAAGCGCACCGGUGCCGUCCAGUGGGUUCAGGAAGAGCUGAGUGAACUAGGGGAGCUUAAAUUCCGGUUCAAGGACAAGGAAAACCCGAUGAGUUUGGCGACGAAACUUGCCUCUGAACUGAAGCAUGUUCCGUUUGAGGAUGUUCUUUCAUGGCAUUAUUUGUUGACAGAAUUCAAUCCUGGUAUGUUGACGGAUCGAAUCAUGGAAAUCAUUGACAUGUUAAACCCGAAGAAUAUGUUUUAUAUGGUGAUAGCGAAAAACUUCAGCGGUCAGGAAGGAAAUACUGAAGAGCCAGUCUAUGGAACGGAGAUGAGGAUUAGUGAUAUCAAUGAGGGCACUAUGAAUCGAUUCCAAGCGGCUAUAGAGACAGUGCAUCCUGCUCUCCAUAUGCCAGAGAAAAACGAGUACAUCCCAACGAAAUUCGAUCAAAACCUCGGGAAGCGCUCUGAAUUGCUAUUUUCAGUGAGCAUCCAAGAGUCAUAUACGAUGAUGUGUGGUGUCGUAUCUGGUUCAAACAGGAUGACGAGUAUAAACUUCCGAAAGAUGGUGACCAAGCUGGCUCUUACCGCGCCAAUAAUAGCCGCUGAUCCAAGAUCCACGAUGUUGUCGUCGAUGUAUCUCUGGUGUCUGAAUGACGCUCUAACUGAGGAGACUUACAACGCUGAACUGGCUGGCCUGAAAUGUGAACUUGAGCUAGGAACCUUCGGAACGAAUCUAAAAGUGACAGGAUAUGAUGAGAAGCAGCCGUUAUUUGUUGAACAUCUAGUCAAGCGCAUGACUGAUUUCAAACCAGAUCCACUCCGUUUCGAAGUGUUGUUCGAUGCUAUCAAACGAGCUUUGGAAAAUUUUGCUCAUUCUCAACCGUACACUUUGUCACAACAUUACGUCCAAUUACUGCUCAGUGAUAAGUUUUGGAGUAAGGAGCAACUGCUUGCCGUUUGUAAAGACAUGAAUGUGCACGAAGUGGAAGCUUUCGGAAAGGAAAUGUUACGGGCUUUCCAUGUUGAGCUGUUUGUUCAUGGUAAUGCAACCGAACAGGAGGCAUUGACACUUGGACAUGCAGUGACGAAGACAUUACGCGAGUCGUCGAAAAGUCGUCCUUUAUUCAGAAAUGAAUAUACGCCAAUGAGAGAACAUGCUUUAGAGAACGGAGACGCAUACGUGUAUCGACACUUCCAGAACACUCAUGAGGUGUCGUGCGUUGAAGUAUUAUUCCAAGCAGGAGUUCAGGCUACACGAGAAAAUGCCCUAGUUGAGUUGUUGGUGCAGCUUCUACGUGAACCAGCCUUCAAUCAGCUGAGGACUGUUGAACAAUUAGGAUACGUCGUUUGGACUGGAUCGCGGCUAAACGCCGGCACUCUCGGGUUGCAGUUUAUUGUGCAAGGUCCGAAAAGUCCAGAUCAUGUGUUAGAUCGGAUAGAGGCGUUCCUCGACAAGAUUCGUGAGGAUAUUGUGGUUAUGCCGCAAGACGAGUUUGAAAAGCAAAAAACGGGUCUCAUCACACGACUACUCGAGAAGCCGAAAACCUUGGGAGCGCGGUCAAGACGUUUUUGGAACGAAAUUGACUGCAGGCAGUACGAUUUUGAUAGGAAUAACUCCGAAGUGGAAGUACUGAAUACGGUCACUAAGGAGGACCUCCUGUCUUAUUUCGAUCGCAAGUUCAGCAAAAAUGCGCCAGAACGACGGAAGGUUGCUGUAUUUGUGCACGGUAAGGACGAUCAAAGGGACGGAAUUGUGGAGAAGACUAGAGCGAAGAGGGAAGUUGCAGGCAAGGACAAACUGGAAGAAAUUGAAUGUAUGGAGCAGUUCCGACAGUCAUUAUCGCUUUACGGUCGCCCACGACCGAAGAUUGAAUCUGCCGCCGAUUGGCGCUGA
Molecule: messenger RNA, 2964 nt
Organism: Ostertagia ostertagi
Lineage: Eukaryota; Metazoa; Nematoda; Chromadorea; Rhabditida; Trichostrongylidae
Source: the annotation of a GenBank genome assembly